This is a messenger RNA of Suillus plorans, 810 nucleotides long. RefSeq names its product small GTPase superfamily. Gene Ontology annotation, molecular function: GTP binding; GTPase activity. Gene Ontology annotation, biological process: regulation of vacuole fusion, non-autophagic. NCBI's taxonomy places the organism in Eukaryota, Fungi, Basidiomycota, Agaricomycetes, Boletales, Suillaceae. The record is from RefSeq and is a predicted model, not a curated record. Gene Ontology annotation, cellular component: phagocytic vesicle; late endosome; fungal-type vacuole membrane. The transcript is spliced from 7 exons. The coding region runs from base 84 to 695 and encodes 203 amino acids.
CGACCAUCGUCCAUUUCGAGCCCUGUGCAGCACGACAACCUCCUCCCAUUCCUCGCACAUAACUUUCUUGUUAAAUUUCAUAAAUGGGUCGUGUAUUGCUCAAGGUUAUUAUCUUAGGCGACAGUGGUGUCGGAAAGACGUCACUCAUGAACCAAUAUGUGAACAAGCGGUUCAGCAACCAGUACAAGGCCACCAUUGGUGCCGACUUCCUUACAAAAGAAGUUAUGGUGGAUGACCGUCUUGUCACAAUGCAGCUCUGGGAUACCGCCGGACAGGAGCGCUUCCAAUCUCUAGGUGUGGCCUACUACCGCGGUGCAGACUGCUGUGUGCUUGUAUAUGACGUGAACAGCGCUAAGUCGUUCGAGACGCUCGACAGCUGGCGUGAUGAGUUCCUUAUCCAGGCGAGCCCGCACGACCCGGAGAAUUUUCCCUUUGUCGUGUUGGGGAAUAAGAUCGAUGUGGAGGAGAACAAGCGACAGGUAACGCAGAAGCGUGCUAUGACGUGGUGUCAAUCAAAGGGCAAUAUCCCUUACUUCGAGACUUCUGCUAAGGAGGCUAUCAAUGUGGAGCAGGCAUUCCAGACCGUCUCGAAGAAUGCGCUGCAACAAGAAGCAGAAGAACAACUGUAUGUUGAUUACCCGGAUCCAAUCCAGAUUGACCGGGAGAGCACACAAAACUAUGGGUGCAACUGUUAAUGGAUAAUCUAUGGACUGGGAUUUUCUUCUGUUGGUCAUGCUGUCUACGGCAUAUUUGCCGUUUGUUACCCCUUGCAAUUACGUCGAGUAAUACUUGUUCUCUAUCGCGUACAUC